This is a messenger RNA of Etheostoma spectabile (orangethroat darter), 3320 nucleotides long. RefSeq names its product G protein-coupled receptor 156 (gene gpr156). The transcript has 10 exons. The record is from RefSeq and is a predicted model, not a curated record. The coding region runs from base 285 to 2756 and encodes 823 amino acids. Gene Ontology annotation, cellular component: G protein-coupled receptor heterodimeric complex; membrane. Gene Ontology annotation, biological process: G protein-coupled receptor signaling pathway; gamma-aminobutyric acid signaling pathway. NCBI's taxonomy places the organism in Eukaryota, Metazoa, Chordata, Actinopteri, Perciformes, Percidae. Gene Ontology annotation, molecular function: G protein-coupled GABA receptor activity.
CAAAUGAAAACUCAGUCAGUCUGCUGAGCUUUUUCUGAGUGACAGGAUCUAUUCGAGCUGUGGAAUGACAGUUUGACGGACACAGUCGUGGAAUUCAUUACAAGUCUGUAGCCAUGGGAUAUUUGUAGCUAUGUUAGACAACAUAGCAUCCAUUCGUUUUUUUCCAUUUAUUACUAUAAAGUUUCUUGCGCGAUGGAGCCUGGAGCGGGACGAGACGAUGGGAUCCUCUGUGCGCUUUGGAGACCGAGGAUGUGUGUGUGAAAUUGGACAGACUGGGGUCAGUCAUGGAGCCUGAACAGCUGAACUGCACCUCCCAGUGUGAUUCCCCUCUCUGCUUCAUCCAUUCAGGAGUGUACAGGCGGGAGGGCCUAGACAUUCUGCAGAGACUAUGCAGUCUCAGCACGAUGGCAGUGGAGCUCCCAAGGCGGUCUCUGUCCCCGGUGUUAAGUGCUGUGGUGUGGACGCUGCUCUCCGGUGGAAUCCUGCUGGCUUUCUGCUUCCUGCUCUUCACCCUGCGCUUCAAAAACAACAGGAUAGUGAAGAUGUCCAGUCCCAACCUGAAUGUCCUGACUCUCUUUGGAAGUGUCCUCACCUACAGCAGCGGCUUCCUGUUUGCCAUUGGCGAGCGAUCACACUCACAAGGGGCAGCAUCCACAGCCGUGCUGCAAGCUCGGGUGUGGACUCUUUGUGUCGGCAGUACUCUGGUGUUUGGUCCAAUUUUGGGGAAGACGUGGAGACUGUACAGAGUGUUCACCCAGCGAGUACCUGACAAGAGAGUGAUCAUCAGAGACAUCCAGCUGAUGGGUAUGGUGGCUCUGUUGAUCAUGGUGGACAUGCUGGUUCUCACCGCCUGGAACCUCACAGAUCCCAUCCGGUGUUCACGAUCUGUCGGAGCUGUUGUCAAGGUGGUGGAGAGAGACAUUUCCUACUCUUUGACUCAGCUGGACACCUGUUCCUCUGUAUACUCAGAUCUUUGGGUUAUCAUCAUUGCUGUUCAGAAGGGUUGUCUUCUCCUCUAUGGGACUUAUCUAGCUGGUCUGACCAGCAACGUCAGCCACCCUCCCGUCAACCAGUCUCCCACCAUCAUAACAACCGUCACUUUGGUCACCCUCUUUUCGGCGGUGGCCGUCCCUGUGUCCAUCUUUCUGCAGGCGUGGCCCAACCUUGUCUACAGCACUGUGGCUGGAGCCAUUUUCAUCUGCACACUUGCCACCAACUGCAUGCUGUUUGUGCCUCAGCUGACCCAGUGGCGGCAGUUUGAAGAGGACCAGAACAACCCAAGUCAGAUGGCCAAGUAUUUCAGCAGCCCCAGUAAGAGCCAGGCCUCUGUGUACAGCCAGGAUGAGAUGUACUACCUGCUGGGAGAGAACAACUCCAUGAAAAAACUCCUUAACGAGAAGAACGCUGUGAUUGACAGCCUGCAGGAGCAGGUGUACAAUGCCAAGGAUAAACUCUUGCGACUCAUGUCAGCCAGCAGGCCACAGGAGGACCAGGACAUGGACUCUUCCAACACCAACCUCAACUCCACCUCCACUCAGACCACAGAGCUUCAAUCUGACGGCCCCUCUUCUUCUUCUCUACCUCAGAAAGACACUAAAUCCGAACUCUUGCCGCCACAUCUCUCCUCUCACCUUGCUGCUGCUCUUAUGCCAUCCUCUGAGCCACCCGCUGCUACAAGCUCCUUAUCCCCCAUUGCUGCUUCCUCUCCUCUCUCGGAUGAUAUUCAUAAUACUAAAAACCAGAAAGGUGUCUCUGCCGCUGGCCCUACAGCCAGAGACACAGCUGGGAAGGGAACAGGGGAGGAUCUCAAACAGCAUGUGUCCCUUCAGUCCCCUGGCUCACUCAGGACAACAGAGGAGACAGUUCACUUUGUCACUUCCCUACAAUCCCGUAGAGGGCUAAACCCCUCUCAGGUUAAAACUUUCAACAAUCAGAGUGGGCUAACAUCCCGGUUGGGAACAAAUGCCAGACCGACUGGUUUUGUUAGCAGUGAGCAGUUGCAGGAGAUCAUCCAGGAGCUGAGUGUGGACGCAGUCAUGGAAAUCGCACUUCGAUCACCCGGUCAGACAUCCAGAACGCCCUCUCAGCUCAAAUUUACUGAAGCCUCCGCACUUUCCCCUCUCUCCCUGCGGACACCACGCUCCCCUCAUCCACCUGUUUUCUUCCGUUACCCCAGCAUCUCCCCCUACACGAUGAGGAAACGUCGGCCGCCCUUCCACUCCCCCAGAAGAGGGUUGGACCCACCCUGCUUCUUUGCAGGGUCAGAGGCUGCUGGUUGUGAACACCAAAAUCCAGGCAAGCACACUGACGGUGUCACUGUGGAUGGUACCCUCCUCCAGGUUCACAAUACUGACCUUGAGCUGGAGGAGGAGGAGGAGGAGGAGGAGGAGGAAGAUGCGGAAGGGAAUGAAGGGAUAAGAAAAUGUCGGAGCCAUAUUUCAAGGUUCCACAGAUGUUCAGUCUUGCCCAGUGCAAAAUACAAAGCACCAGCUGAUGUGGAAGCGGGUGGUGAUAAUGAGCAGCACCAUAGACACAUUAGAGACUCCUGUGGGUACUGGGACUCUGACUCUAGCAGCUCAACAGACUACUGUUACUACCAUCGUCCCUACUGUGACUCCUGCCUGCAGCGAGGCUCGCUACUGUCCUCAGACAGCUCCUCAGACUCCUGUGACAGCGAGUAUGAAGGCUACACCAGCCUGUACCGCUCCCCCCACCCCGUGGUAUUUAAAGAAGACAUCAAACCCACCUUUGUCUAAGCACAGGUUCACUGCACUUUACAUGUUUAUCCUUUUUCCACCACUUGAAUUCAUGUCCUAAGAAAGGUUGCACAAAAUUAGCUUUUAGGAUAAAGCAGGUGCAAAGCUCGUUGUGCAUAGUGUGCAUCUCGAAUGGGAGAUCAUUUGACUGAAGCUUUCAGUAGGAAUGUGUUUUGCAGUCUGUAUAAGAAGAACGUUGGUAUUCUUGAAACUUUCAUUGUGGGCCAGAGUGGCUCUUUUGUUAGAUGUAUGUAAACUUGUGUAGCUCAGAAGCACGCGAUGCUGUUUACUUUUUGAUAUUACUUAUGGCAUUAUUUGUAUAUUUCCACUGUCCGGUGAAAUUCCUUACAUUCCAAAAAAGUCUGACAUUUAGAGUAAGAAAUAAAAAGAAAUCAAAGUUAAAGGUUUUCACAGAACAAGUGAAACAUAAGCUAUUGUGUAAUAGCUGUAUUUAUUUGAAUAUUUAUAAUAAGGUGUUUUGUGUACAUAAUUAGUUUCUGUCCACAUUUUUUUAUUGUUUUGCUUUUUCAUACACAUUCCUUAAAGUGUUGUUAUGCCAUUUUA